AUGAUUGGCAUUCAAUUUCCGAGCCUCGCUCCAUCCACGCUAGCUUUAAUUAGCCGAGCAGCCACAGCCGUUAUCUUCUACAGAUCGUUUUCACUCGACGUCGGCGGCGCUGGCUUGAGAGAGUCAGAUCCUCGACUGGAAUUUGGUUGGCGAGACCCCGAGCUACCUGAGGUCAUCCAGAUGUUGCAGCAUCAGUUCCCCUCGGUUCAGUCCAACGCUGCCGCGUACCUGCAGCAUCUGUGCUUUGGGGACAACAAGAUUAAAGCAGAGAUCCGGAGGCAGGGUGGGAUCCCCCUGCUGGUGGACCUACUGGAUCAUCGGAUGGCAGAAGUUCACCGGAGCGCCUGUGGAGCUCUGAGGAACCUCGUCUAUGGGAAAGCUAACGACGACAACAAGAUCGCUCUGAAGAACUGCGGUGGAAUCCCAGCGUUGGUGCGUCUACUGAGAAAAACCUCAGACGUGGACAUCCGUGAGCUAGUUACAGGUGUGUUAUGGAACCUCUCGUCAUGUGACGCCCUGAAGAUGCCCAUCAUCCAGGAUGCUCUGGCCGUCCUGACCAACACCGUGAUCAUCCCUCUGUCUGCCUGGGACGUCUCGCCGCAUCAGGAGGAUCGCAAACUGCAGAUGCACGCUUCGCUCGUCUUGCGCAACGCCACCGGGUGUCUGAGGAACGUGAGCUCGGCCGGAGAGGAGGCGAGGAGGAGGAUGAGGGAGUGUGAAGGUCUGACAGACGCUCUGCUCUUCGUCAUCCAGACUGCUUUGGGGAGCAGUGAGAUUGAUAGCAAGACCAUAGAAAACUGUGUGUGCAUAUUGAGGAACCUCUCGUACCGACUGGCUGCAGAAACUUCUCAGGGACAGCAGAUGGGCACCGAGGAGCUGGACGACCUUCUGUGCAGCGACUCCAACGGCAAGGACGGAGAGAGUUCGGGCUGCUGGGGGAAGAAAAAGAAGAAGAAGAAGGCGCUGGAUCAGGUGCGGAGCGUGCUGGCAGGAGCUUGUAUUUGUUACCUCAGCAUGUCAUUAGCUCAGACAAUUUUUUUUCCAGCGAGAGAACUCCUGAAAUGUUUCCUCCUCUGUCUCUUCUCUGACCUUGUAGGGAAGUACGCGAUGAGGGAUCUGAUCCACCGCCUUCCUGGGAGCAGUAACGCCAGCACCAGUGGUAGCACCAACAACAGCACGACGAGCAAAACGAUGUCUGACGACACGGUGACGGCGAUCUGCUGCGCCCUGCACGAGGUCAUCACCAAGAACAUGGAGAAUGCCAAAGCACUGCGAGAUGCCGGCGGCAUCGAGAAGCUCAUCGGCAUCGCCAGGAGCAAAGGAGACAAACAUUCGCCCAAGGUUGUGAAAGCAGCAGCUCAGGUCCUGAGCAGCAUGUGGCAGUACAGAGAUCUGCGCAGCCUUUACAAGAAGGACGGUUACUCUCAGUAUCACUUUAUCGGCUCUGCUUCGACGAUAGAAAGGGACAGACAGCGACCGUACUCUUUCUCACGCACGCCUUCCAUCUCUCCGGUCCGGACCUCGCCCAACAAUCGCUCAGCGAGCGCCCCCGCCUCACCCAGAGAGAUGAUCAGCCUCAAGGAGAGGAAGACGGACUACGAGUCCACUGGAACCAAUGCUAGUUUCCAUGGAAACAAAGGCGAACACUCAUCCAGGAAAGACGCCGCAGCAGUUCAAGUCUCGUGUGGAACCUCGACGCUGUUCCGCAACUCCUACGCGACUCCAAACGAAGAGGUGAAGCACAACCAGAUCUCGGCCCAUCCCGCUCCACAGGAGAGCGUCCGAAAGGACUACGAGAUGCUUCCUCCGUUUCAGAACUCCACUAGGAACUUUGAAGAGCCUUUUUUUGAAGACCAGGUCCAUCGGCCUGCUCCCGCCACCGACCUCAGCAUGCACCUGGGACUCAAGUCCACCGGGAACUACGUGGACUUCUACUCGGCCGCACGUCCCUACAGCGAACUUAACUACGAGACGAGUCACUACCCUGCCUCGCCCGACUCAUGGGUGUAGGACUCCACGAAUGAUGACCCCUCCCUUCGGAUGACCCCCGCGGCUGACCCCUGACACCACACACACACACCCGAACCUCCCCUCCCACCCUCCCAGGGACUCCUGAAUCCACCCAAAUCCGGGUGCUUGCAAAGAGAGGCUGGAAAACUGUGCAUGUGCAUGCAUACCACAUUCGCGUCGACACAUUCCGUCCGUCAGAAGGCUCGUUCCGGGAAAAGAGCAAGGUCGAAGAGGGAACAUCGGAACGUCAGCACAGAAAAAAAGGAAAGGAUUUACCGUACGAACGACGAUGGAAAGUUUUGACCUUGGAAGGGUUUUGAAAGGGAUCUGUAAGGUAGGGAAAGAGACGCGGACAAAUCCGGACGGAAUUCCGGGAACAGCUUUUCACUUUUUUUUUUUUUUUUUGUUCUGGUUUUGUUUCACCAUCUCAUUGUGAGUCAUGUUGAGUUUGAAUGUUUGAGACGUGUUUAAGAUUUUUCCAGCCUUUUUAUCUAUCUGUGUUCCUCCUCCCGGUUUGAACUCUGUACUCGAUCGGUGUACGUUACACUGCUGCCACUCGGAGGUGACUUCGGAGCUUCUUUUACAGCACAAGAGGAAAAAAAAAAACCUAGACCACUUUUAUUUCGGAGGACGGUCUCAGCUAUGCGUUAUUCUCAGACAGGGUAUCGUAUCCGAUGGAGGAGUUCCGUCCGGCGCGACGUAUUGAAAGCGGUCCUGAGAUCAUUCCACUCUCCGUGUCGACGACAUGCUUUCUCACUGCCGAAAAACAGAGAUGUAGAUAUUUGAACUUUUUUUUUGUUUUGUCACUUUUUUUUUUCUUUAUUCGAGGCAAAAAACGUUCAAACAGAAAAAUUCGAACGAUACGACGGUCCGUCGUCCGUCGAUAACCCGAGCAUCCGGAUGACCGACGUCGUGCCAAACGAGAAAAAUCACCACUGGAAAUGUUUUAACCCAAAUCUAAAUUCUUUAUUUACUUUCCACCAUUUCACCCUGUUGGUCAUGAACGUGUCGUGGUUAAUUUUUUUUGUUUGUUUGUUUGAUUGUUUUUUACUGGAAUUAAGCUACUCGUCUAGACGACACUGGAGUAACAAGCCGGAGAGCGAGAUCUCUCCACGCUUCAUUUCCUCCAAAGAUGUACAAAAAGCGUCUCUGUGUGUUAGCCGAGUGUGUGCCGUGUGUCGUCCACGUCCCAGAUGAUGACAGACCGCGUGGCUUCUAGCGUCCGACUUCUGGCGAAAGCACCGUGAAAAAAAAAAAAAACCUACUAGCCUGAGAUGUUCAUAGAGAAUGAUGACGAUGAUAUAAAUAUACGUAUAAAUAUAAAUCUAUAUCAUUUUUAUGUGCAGAUAUCGGUGUCAUGAAAAAGCAACAAAACGGCAAGAAAAGACUUGUAUUAAAAAAUCCUGUUCACUUUAAUGUUCUAAAUCCGACAGAGAAAAAAAAAGAAAGGAGAAGAAAAAAAGAAGACGAAGAUGAAUGAUAACGUCGAUCCCCGGUCUCAGUUGUUGUUGUUUCCGAGCUCCAUAGAUAAUCAGGCUGGAUUUUAAUGAUGUUCUGAUGCCAGGACAAUAAAAUUACUGUUUGCAAUCUUU
This is a messenger RNA of Tachysurus fulvidraco (yellow catfish), 3602 nucleotides long. It is a transcript of the gene ctnnd2a, whose product is annotated as catenin (cadherin-associated protein), delta 2a. Gene Ontology annotation, molecular function: cadherin binding. Bases 1 to 2010 code for a protein of 669 amino acids. Gene Ontology annotation, biological process: cell-cell junction assembly; cell-cell adhesion; dendritic spine morphogenesis. NCBI's taxonomy places the organism in Eukaryota, Metazoa, Chordata, Actinopteri, Siluriformes, Bagridae. The record is from RefSeq and is a predicted model, not a curated record. Gene Ontology annotation, cellular component: adherens junction; postsynaptic density; nucleus. The transcript is spliced from 12 exons.